GGAGGCGGCGCGAAGCCCUCCGCCCCCUGCGGCGGAGCGGGGCGGCGAGGCGAGAGGAGCCGGAGGGGUGCGGGGGGAGCCUCUGCCCUCCUUCCUCCCGCAGCCGCCGCUCGGCAUGAGGAGAAUCAGGGCUAAUGCCAUCGCCAUCCUGACCGUCGCCUGGAUCCUGGGCACUUUCUACUACUUAUGGCAGGACAACAAGCCGCGCUCGGCGGCCGGCGGUAGCGGCGGGCAGAGGGCGGCCGGCAGGCUGGAGAUGCGCCGGGAGGAGAGGACCAUCCCCCUCCUGAUGACAAGGGCUCCCCAAGGAGAGAAGAACAGCCAGAGGGGCUUUGAUGAAAAGGCUUACUUGUCCUCCAAGCUGCUGAAGGCCGGAGAAGACCCCUAUCGCCAGCAUGCUUUUAAUCAGCUAGAGAGCGACAAACUCAGCAGUGAUCGGCCCAUUCGGGACACCAGGCACUACAGGUGCACUUCUGUACGCUAUGAUGCAGACUUGCCAGCUACCAGCCUCAUCAUCACCUUCCACAAUGAAGCGCGUUCCACCCUGCUGCGCACAGUGAAAAGCGUCCUGAACCGCACCCCUCCCAGCCUCAUCCAGGAGAUCAUUUUGGUAGAUGACUUCAGCUCAGAUCCUGAAGACUGCCAGCUCCUCACCAAGAUCCAGAAGGUCAAGUGUCUACGAAACACCAGGCGAGAAGGGCUGAUUCGCUCUCGGGUUCGAGGAGCUGAAGUGGCUACUGCUGACGUCCUCACCUUCUUGGACAGUCACUGUGAAGUCAACAGCGAGUGGCUGCAGCCAAUGCUUCAGAGAGUGAAAGAGGAUUAUACCCGAGUUGUGAGUCCAAUUAUUGAUGUUAUCAGCCUGGAUAAUUUUGCCUACCUGGCAGCAUCAGCAGAUCUGAGGGGAGGGUUUGACUGGAGCCUUCACUUUAAGUGGGAGCAGAUUCCUAUAGAGCAGAAGAUGUCCAGGACAGACCCAACUCAGUCUAUAAGAACCCCUGUCAUAGCGGGAGGCAUCUUUGUGAUCGACAAGUCCUGGUUUAACCAUUUGGGAAAAUAUGAUACUCAAAUGGACAUCUGGGGAGGAGAAAAUUUUGAGCUCUCUUUCCGGGUGUGGAUGUGCGGUGGCAGCUUGGAGAUCGUUCCCUGCAGUCGAGUGGGACAUGUGUUCAGGAAGCGCCAUCCCUAUGACUUCCCUGAGGGCAAUGCGCUGACUUAUAUCAAGAACACCAAGCGCACAGCAGAAGUUUGGAUGGAUGAAUACAAGCAGUACUACUAUGAGGCCCGGCCAUCUGCCAUUGGCAAGUCAUUUGGGAGUGUUGCAGAUCGAGUGGAACAGCGACGCAAAUUGAACUGUAAAUCCUUCCAGUGGUAUCUAGAGAACGUCUACCCCGAGCUCAAGGUGCCUGAAAAGGAGCUGAUUCCAGGAAUAAUUAAACAAGGAGGAAACUGCCUGGAGUCUCGGGCACAGGAUACUACAGGGAAUACAUUGGCUGGCAUGGGAAUCUGUAAAGGAACAGUGAACAAUCCACUUGUCACUCAGGAGUGGGUAUUCAAUGACCCUUUAAUUAGACAGCAAGAAAAGUGUCUUUCCAUUACCUCCUUCUCUACUGGCUCUCAAAUCACACUGGAAGCCUGCAAUCAAAAAGACGGCAGACAGAAGUGGAAGAUGAAAGGCAGUUUCAUUCAACACUUUGUCAGCGGUCUCUGCCUGGAAAACCAGACUGGGAGAGUGGUGACCAACCCUUGCCAAGCAGAUGUAUCUGGCCAACAGUGGGAGCUGCUACAAGCAACGUGAUGGUAGCACAGAGAUCUCUGUGUUUCUUUGUGCAUGAGACUUUGGGAACAGAGGGGGAUUGGGAAGGGAGGUAUGGUUUUGUAUGUCUGACCCUAAAUGUUUUCAUUGUGUCGAUCAGCAAACUACCAUUUCAGUGGAGCACUUGGCGGUUUUGAGCUUUUCAGAGAAGAAGCUGGGGGUGAGGAGAGGGAUGAGGGGAGUUGUUGAAAUCUUCCUAUCUGUUUUCUUAAGUUCUCCUUUGUAGCUGAUGUCUGUGCACAGCUGCACCCAGAGAGGGGGGAUGACCCAGCCCAGUACUUGGAGUGACCAGAACUGCCUUGCAGCGCUCCCUGUCUGUUCCUUUCUCUGCAUCCAGAGUCCAUGACCUUCAGUCCAACAGCUUAGACAAUGCUUGUACAAACAUUGAUAGCUCUUUGGAUUCCUUGGCUUUUUGAUCUAACAUCAUGCAUCAUUCAUGCAUGUGUGUCUCUCAGUGAGGACUGACUCACAUGAUGAGUGCAAGAACUGGGAAGGAACUAGCAGAACCUCAGGGCACGUGUGUAAUCUCUUUGUGGUGGGCCUUCCUCUGACCACGGUAGCUUCCCUGCAGCCAAAUGGGCUGAGGUUGGCACAAUGCUGACAAAAGAGCUGGGAAAGGGAAAGUCUGUUUUAGCAGCACAACCAGGGACUGUUUUGGGGACUAUUCCCUGUUGAAUUCUUGCUUCAAGUUUUUUACAGGUGGAAGGCCAGUCCUGCUUUCCAUGAGUGAUCCAAGCCUGCAGGCAGCCCAGCUGGACUUGAGUUCAGGGUAUCACCCUCUGACAGCUCUGCCUGGUGCUACCAGACACUGCCUGCUGCUCCACGCACAGAGCUGUGGGGACAGUGCCAGUUCCCUGCUGCGAGAGGCAGAAGGGGCAGCACGUAGCUCGUAGCAGGUUUCCUGCUGUUGGCUAGACAGGAGCAUAGCCCUCUCGAUAGCUCUCUGGCUCUGCAGGGCUUCUGUGAACACAGCCUGGCCUAACAAGCCACCCAACCUCUCUGUCUAGUUGCUUUUCUGCCUCUCUCUCAGAAAGAGGAGGUGAAAAGGCCUACGGCUGCACCACUUGCGAUGUCCAGUUUCUCUCCUGGUAGGCACCUUGAGAAGGUUAGUUGGUGAAGCUGAAACGGCCCUCUGCACAAAUGCUGCCGCAGUACAGGCUUAUUUCAAGAGAUUGCUCCUUUGUGUUCUGGAAAUACUGAAGAAAACUGGUGUCCUUAAGUAGCAUCCCAGUCCCGCUCCCACCUACCAAUCCAGAGUGUGGGUUUUCAGACCUGCCAGGGGAAGCUUAGCUAUUUAAAAAAAAACAACACAAAAACAUGAAAAAAAACACACCUUACCUUUUCCUAAUAGAUUUGUUAAGUUUUCCUCUUGGAGCUAGGUUUUGUAAACCAACCCUCCUCUCCAAGAGCCUACAAGGGAACUGGGCAGUGGGGCCAGCUUCAGUAAGCAAUCACUUGCCUGGAUCCUUUCUGAUCUGGUGUUGAAGAAACAGGAUGUUCAUUUGGAUUCUGAACAGCUGGCUGCUUUUGAUCAUGUUUGUAUCUCUUUUAAUUCUUUUCUUAUCUUAGUAUUAGCCCAAACAGUUGACAAAAGAACAGAUACUGUUCUUCAUGUGUUGCAUGUGCUCAGAAGGCUUGUGAGAACUAGAUUAUUUGCUUUCUGUUCUUGUUUCUUUUAUUUAAAAAAAUAAAAUUGGUCAUGUCGCAGGAGGUCUUUUCCUAUUUCCCUCUUCACUUUGACAUCAGCUCAUGAAUGACCAGCCUGCACUAAGAACUUGGGAGGCAGUUACAUUUGGUUCUAAGCUUACAACAUGGUGCAGUCACACUUCUGUAUGGGAAUGGGGGCACUAACUAUAGAGAUUUCUCUUUCCCUGUGUAGAGAUUCUUUGGGCCUGAACCACUGAGGACAGGAAAGAGCAGAGAAGGAAAGAAAAUAGCCUAGGAGGAGAAAGAGGGCAGGACAGAGAGGCCUGUCAGAGGAUGCACCAUCCUACUAGCAAUGUUUUUUUUCAAAUGAGAAUAUGCAGGAGGUGCUACUUCCAGAACCUCAUCAUUUGGCAGUAGUUUUCACAUACCUGGCUUGAAAAAAAUUGAUGCAAAGACAGACAGAAGAUCAUUGAGGAGGUACGUUAUAUAAACUCUAUAUACAAUGAGGUGUAAAGGAUUACAUAUUUUCAUAAAAAUGCAUCCUAAGUAGAUCAUCUGAGCUUGCCUCAUUUCACUCUCCAGCAGCUUAAGGGCUGCAGCUAACAGCAUGUUCGCUGCUCCACCAGGUACUGCUUCCUUCCUUUGUGCUCCCACUGUGUGUGCAGCGUACUUGCAGUUCCUCCUUCAGAACUGUACUGGGAUGAGGACCCAGCUUCUCUACAAACAAUUCUCCUGACUGCUGCAGACCACGGGGGCUCUGCUUAUGCAGCCUCCAAGCUCUGGGCCAGCCUUGCUUCAAAGGGCUCUUGUCAGCACGCUGGCUACUGCCUUUGACUGUGCUUGGCUCCGAAGUUAAAGGUUACCAACUGUUCCCGGAGCAGGGGUACCUGGACUAGCCACGUUGAUUUGUGCCUCUCUUCCUGUGGCUUACCACCUGGCAGAGCGUGGACUGGUGUCCAUCUGGGGCUGUGCGCUGGGGCAGCUGAACAUUGGACACUCUCCUUCUUCAGGUGUCCCAGCCUGGAGGAGAAAAGGGAAAAGAUGGGCAUAUGCUAGAUGUCAAUAACUUAAAUUGCCCCUGGAGCUAGGAGCAAUCCGUGCUCUAACUCUACCUGAUUUUGGAUGUGUUCUCCAGAGGUCACUUCCCCACCACUGAAGCACUGCUCACCCGUACCUUCCUGUAGGCCCAAUGUAGACAAACCCCCACAUGACCUUCUGGGAGACAUUGGUUUCCAAUGGAUUUUUGCAAUUGCUGAAAAGGAGGUGUAUUAUAAGAGGGUGCUUUCCAGUAUGGGCAAACUAAAGUUCUCCUUGUCCAACUCAUAAUUGGCAUACUUUCCAUUUUCCUUGCGCUGAAGGGAAGGAUGAGCAAUGUUAUCUGUGCUUUUUUUCCCCAAGGUCCACACAGUGCCAUGUUUUGGAACAGGAUUCCAGUGGGGUUUUUGAAAGCCAGCUGCCAGAGCCCUCAAAUUUAGUCCAGUUAUUUGUUUUUUGAACAGUCGGAACAAGCAGCUGCUCGCCCUUGUUUUCCUGUUUACUUUAAACAGCUCUCUAGACUGUCAAGACAGAGCAUUUGCGUUGGUAGUACUGUUUGAGAAGCUGUUAUUCUAUCAGAUCAUCCAAUGUAAUUUUGUGUGCUGCGAACCAAUAGGGGUUUAUUUAAGAGGAGCUGAAACUACUGUUGUACAGAAAUCAAUUUCAAAAGGUUUAUUUUCCCCACUCAGUUGUAAGUUGCACUUUGCCAGAUGUAAUUUAUGUGAAGCCCAGAUUUGUUUUCCCUUUUCUUGAAGAAAGCAUGUGCCAGAAUCUGUUUAAUGCCUGGAAUAAAAUCCACUUUGAAACAAG
Messenger RNA from Cuculus canorus (common cuckoo), 5308 nucleotides. RefSeq names its product polypeptide N-acetylgalactosaminyltransferase 16 (gene GALNT16). The record is from RefSeq and is a predicted model, not a curated record. The coding region runs from base 116 to 1798 and encodes 560 amino acids. The transcript has 15 exons. Gene Ontology annotation, cellular component: Golgi apparatus. NCBI's taxonomy places the organism in Eukaryota, Metazoa, Chordata, Aves, Cuculiformes, Cuculidae.